Messenger RNA from Glycine soja, 2095 nucleotides. RefSeq names its product VAN3-binding protein-like. The record is from RefSeq and is a predicted model, not a curated record. The coding region runs from base 546 to 1814 and encodes 422 amino acids. NCBI's taxonomy places the organism in Eukaryota, Viridiplantae, Streptophyta, Magnoliopsida, Fabales, Fabaceae. The transcript has 9 exons.
GCUAAACUGAGGUUUAUCAAGUUAUCAAAAUUAAGAAACAAUGUACAUAUGGGUCCCAAAACUCUACUUUAGAAAGUGAUAGUGGUGACAAAGCAGAAUCCUAGUAAUGAUGAACUCCGCUGCCAUAAAAACAGGUCCUUAACUCUUUGUGCAUGAACCACUAAGAGAUGGAAAUCAAAAGACAGCUUAAGUUGGAGACAAGAAUGAGUGGCCUUUAAAUUGGGUCCUUUUGCUCAGCACUAAGAAUCUUUUACAUUGUUUUAAUUUUCCUUAAUAAAAAACACCUAGAAACAACGUCACAUUUUCUUGUUAAAUAUCUCACUGUUGCUCAUUAGUCCUCUCAGCAUCUUACCUUUGCGUCUUCAAUUCUCACUCAUGCCAUGAGAUUUUUCACCUCCCGUGUCUCCUGACUCGAGUGAUUUCCACCUAGUAAAUCUUUACAAGUGAGUGGUAACAUUCGUUGGUUGGUAUAGUGAAGAAACUUCUUUUCAUUUCAAGACAACUACUGAAUUUUCUUCUUCAGGCACUAGAAGUUAUGAUAUGAGAUGAGCCCAAGCGCCUCUAACUCUAUAUGCUCAGUUCAUCAGCUGGAGAACAUAGAUGAGAAUGCUCCUGCAGAUUGGCCUGCAUCAUCCUGUCCCCCUCCUGAUACUCCAACUGAAUCUAUGGAGUUCCUUGCGAGAUCAUGGAGUCUUUCAGCCAUGGAACUCUCCAAAGCACUGCACAGCACCAACGUUACAAUCUCCACCGGUAUAGAGAUGCCACUUUCGUGCCCUUCAGGCCACCAAUUUGAUACCAAGAGUUCCACUGCUUCCAAAGCUUUAUCUAACGGGUGUUUCCCUCCAUUUUUGCCAAAAGACAGUAAUGAAAAGAAGGAUUUACUUUUACUCCACCAAGCACUCAAUCCAGAAUUCCUUUCCAGUCAAAACUUGCUCAGAAAUGGGGUAUCUUGCAAUCAACCUCAUGAUUAUCUUCAUCAGAGCUUGCUAAGAGGUAGGACAAUGGGUAGGUGGUUGAAAGAUCAAAAGGAGAGGAAAAAGCAGGAAAUUAGAACCCAUAAUGCUCAUUUACACGCUGCAGUAUCUGUGGCUGGUGUUGCUGCUGCUAUUGCUGCAGUUGCAGCUUCAACAGCAUCACCUGAAAUGCCUUAUGCAAACCAAAAGAACCCUCCCCCAGCUUCUUCUGCAAUUGCAUCUGCAGCAGCUUUAGUAGCCUCACACUGCAUUGAGAUUGCAGAAGAUAUGGGAGCUGAGCAUGACCAAAUAUUAACAGUAGUCAACUCUGCCAUUAAUGCAAAAACCAAUGGAGAUAUUAUGACUUUAACAGCCGGAGCAGCCACAGCCUUGCGAGGAGCGGCUACUCUAAAGGCAAGGCUGCAGAAGGGGCCUGGAGCUACUUCAAUUCCUCUAGUUGAGGAAAAGUGUGAUGAAAGGAAAGAAGCAAACAUCUUGACAGCACUGGAUUAUGUCUUUAGAGGUGGAGAACUUCUCAAACGUACAAGAAAAGGAGCUCUUCACUGGAAGCAAGUGUCUUUCAAUAUAAAUUCAAAUUUGCAGGUUGUAGUCAAAAUGAAAAGCAAGCAUAUGGCAGGAACAUUCACGAAAAAGAAGAAAUAUAUAGUCACUGGAGUUUGCAAUGAUAUCCCAGCUUGGCCCGGAAGGGAGAAGGAAGACAUCAGUGAAAAGAGGGCAUAUUUUGGAAUAAAAACAACAGACAGGACAAUAGAAUUUGAAUGUGGAAGUAAAGGAGACAAACAGUUCUGGCUUGAGGGGAUCCAGUAUAUGUUGAAUUGCCGUGUCAAAGUAACAUUAUAAAAAAAAAUACGAUUGACAUUGAGAUUGCUGUAUAUAUGCCUUUUUUUUUUCUUUCCCUUUCCCUCACACAGUGAUUGGAGGGGUUACUUUAUUAAGGAGUAGAGUUGACAGUGCCACUGUAAGAUUUCACUGACAAAAUUGUUGAGACUACCAUUUCAGUGGAGAUGUAAAGGAUCUAGUCAUCUAGAACCAUGCCUAUUGUCACUCUAAUUCCUUCAGAAAAUCAACAUUAUCAACAAAUGCCUGCAAGAGGUAAUAAACAAGUCAAGUUAUAAAACAAA